This is a messenger RNA of Panicum hallii, 2642 nucleotides long. Its product is annotated as BRCA1-associated RING domain protein 1-like. Gene Ontology annotation, biological process: double-strand break repair via homologous recombination; positive regulation of transcription by RNA polymerase II; negative regulation of fatty acid biosynthetic process. The transcript is spliced from 15 exons. The record is from RefSeq and is a predicted model, not a curated record. Gene Ontology annotation, molecular function: ubiquitin-protein transferase activity. Bases 268 to 2328 code for a protein of 686 amino acids. Gene Ontology annotation, cellular component: BRCA1-BARD1 complex; plasma membrane; BRCA1-A complex. Lineage: Eukaryota; Viridiplantae; Streptophyta; Magnoliopsida; Poales; Poaceae.
CGCUGCCUUUCUCCCCGUCCCCUGCCUGCCAUUUAUUGCCGCCUCGCACACGGCACACGCCUUCGCUCGCAUCCACUCAUCAGCGCCUCACUGGCAGCGCUACUACUACUAGGCACUAGCGUAGUAGGAGAGCAGCGGCGGGAGCGGGAGCGGGACGAAGCGAAGCCGGGCCGGUGAGGUUUUCAAUCCUUCGACGGCGGGCUGCGUCGAGCACCGUCGUCUCGCGGACGCGCGAGCGCGAUCGUCCGGCCCGUCACGUCCAGCAUAAUGGUCAAGACAUUUGGAGAAAUGGAUAGUGAUAUUGUUGAUGUCCUUAAGCAAGGUCAAAUGCAGAGCCAAGUCCUUAAACAAGGUAAAAUGCAGAGCGAUGUCCUUAAGCAACGUCAAAUGCAGAGUGAUAAAUUGACCAGACAAUUUAACUCUCCAACUAAGCCCAGCCUUGCUGGGGCUACAAAGGCAUCGCUGUUGAAGGGUCAAAAUAAGAAAAAAUUGAUAGAAGAUGCAAAAAAGUCAUCCCCUCGUGUUAAGCGAAAUAAGACUGGACCAAAUCAGCUUUCAUAUAAAGAAAGCAAUGUAUCUGCAAAACAUGUCCUGUCCGAAGACAUUGGAGGUACUACUGAAUUGAAGAGACUGCUAACUCCAAUUAACUUAUUCGAAGACGAAUGCAUUUUCUGCCAUUCAUUUAGAAGGAGCCAGCUUCAUGGUUCGAUGGUGUGUUAUCUAAAGGGAAGGGUUGUGUCCAUUGAAGAGGGCAACUCAUCAAAUGCCAUCUAUGUCCAUAAAAAGUGCCUGGAGUGGACUCCACUAGUGUGGUUUGAGGGUGACGUUGUUGUGAACUUGGAGUCAGAAAUCAGACGUGCUUCAAGACUGAGAUGCAGAAGAUGUGGUCUCCUGGGAGCAGCCCUUGGUUGUUAUGACAACGAUUGCGAUAGGAGUUUUCACGUUCCAUGUGCAGUUCAGAUUGAUUGCCGCUGGGAUGUUGAUGAACGUCUUGUGCUGUGCCCUAAACAUGUUUCAAAGACACUACCAUGUGAUAAGCUGUAUACACAUACAAAGGAGGAUGACAAUUCUUCUUCCUUGCAUCAAAGCCAAUGUUCCUACAAAGAAGAUUCUUUCACUGCUUUUGAAGAGGAAGGCCAACAAUCUGACCAGCUUAAAACCACAAGGUCUUUCUUGCCUGUGGGCCCAUGUACAGACAAGGAAGGAAAACUUGACAAUCAUCAUAGGGAAAAUCAACAAACAGAUCAACUCAACACUUCUAAUGCUGCAUCAUUUCCUCAGAGCCCAUAUAUACACAAGGAAGUAAUUUUUGACAAUCAUCAAAGGGAAAAUCAGCAAACAGAUCAGUUUAACAUUUUGAAUCCUUCGUACUUGAGUCAAAGCCAAUGUUUUCUAAAAGAAGGGAUUUCCACAAAUAGCUCAAGAGAUGGCAAUCAAAUUGAUCAGCUUGAUACCUCAAAUUUUUCUUCCUUGCCACUGGGGAAACAUUCAGAUGAAGAAGAAAUUUGUAUGAAUUGUGAAAGGGAUGAUCAACGAGCACAUAAGCCUAACACCUCAAUUUUGUGCUGCUUGCCUAAGAGCUGUCAUCCAGAUGAAGAAGGAAUUUCUAGUGUUUACAAAGGGGAAAAGAUAAAAGCAUAUCAGCCUGACACAUCAAGCUUCCCUUCUGAUCAGUUGGUUUUGCUUGGAUUGUCUUUAAGUGUGUCGGAGAAGGAUUCCUUGCAGGAGUUUGCCUGUUGGACCAACGCGAGGCUGACGAAAGAGUGGGGCGAAAAUGUGACUCAUGUCAUCGUGGGCAAAGGUGCUGGCACCUCGUGGAGCAGAUCAUUUGAAGCCCUCAUGGCCAUACUGCUUGGGAAAUGGGUCGUCCAUUUUGAAUGGGUUGCCGACUGCUCCUCGGAGAUGACUCGACGUCCAGAAGCUUCUUAUGUACUCAGCAUGGAUUCAAUCAGAACAAUCGACGGGCCGAAGAAGGGAAGAAUCCGAGCAACCAAAGGGACACCGAAGCUGUUCUCGGGCCUGCGCUUGUGCCUCAGUGCCUACAUGGACCCUGACGGCAGACACCGCGUGCGCAACCUCAUCGCGACCGCGGGAGGGCAGGUCCUGAGGGGAGGGUUCCUGGACCUGCUGCUCGGAGACUCCGGCGGCUCGUCGGUGGGGCCGUACUUCGUCUUCGACGGCGACGCGACCGGAGGAUUUUCCAGGAGCACGCUGCGGAAGGAGGAGGUGGAGGCGAGGAAGCACGCGGCCUUGAGGGCGCGGGUGAUCAGCCACCUGAGGGUGCUUGACGCCGUCGCGGCGUACGACGCGGAGAUCCUGGAUCGCUGAACACGAAGAGAAGGAUGGCUUCGCGUCCUACAUGCGCGCGCGAGUGGGGUAGGUUGCGUCGUCGUAGGUUGGCACUUACUCAACUGAAAAUCAAAUAAGUAUAUGCUUCAGAAAAUUUGGUCCAUGUGGUCGAUCAGUGUCGACUGAUGAUCUCGUGAUGUGAAAUCGACAAAGCCAGCAUUGUUCAAUGUCUGUAAUACGCAGUGGGACCAGACUGUGGCUGAAAACCAUUCCCAGUACUGCGCCGCCCGACUUAUUUGAACCACAACUGACUAAUUUAACUCGUCAGAUGCAGCCAGAAUCCAACCGUCAAA